AUGGGUCUCCAACCGACACCUCCUGCUCCCUUUGGAGCUUCUACGAUUUCCAGCGACGCCGCCCUACAAUUCGAGAAUACCGUUCGCCGGCACACUCAAGAAACUCACUACGACCGGAUCACCUCCAUCGAAGAGAAGACCGACAGCUCGGAUACCGCCGCUGCAGACUCGGAAGAUGCCAUCGAACGCGAAGAUCAAGAGAAAAUCACCGAAUUGGCGCGCAGGUUCUCUCAGAUCUCCCAGAAAAGCAUCGGAGGGGAUGGCACCAACACCUUUCUCAACCCCACGAGCGACCCGGAAUUGGACCCAAACUCGGGUCGCUUCAACUCGCGCAAAUGGACCAAGAACAUGCUGCAUAUCACUUCACGCGACCCGGAUCGCUAUCCUCGGCGUACGGCAGGCGUGUCCUUUCGCAACCUGAACGCCUUUGGAUAUGGCACGGCCGCUGACUAUCAAACCGACGUGGCCAACAUGUGGCUGAAGGGCUUCGGCUGGUUUCGCAACGUGCUUGGAUUCGGGAAUAAAGUUCGCAUUGAUAUUCUGCGGAAUUUUGAAGGCUUUGUUCGUAGCGGAGAGAUGCUGGUCGUGCUGGGUCGCCCGGGAAGUGGUUGUUCGACGUUCUUGAAAACCAUUGCUGGGGAGACCCAUGGUCUCUGGCUGGAUGAAGGGACUGAUAUACAAUACCAGGGUAUCUCUUGGGACGAGAUGCACAGUCGCUUCCGUGGAGAGGUCAUUUAUCAGGCGGAAACCGAGAUUCAUUUCCCGCAGCUAACCGCAGGCGAGACACUACUGUUUGCAGCCCAUGCUCGAGCCCCGGCCAAUCGAUUUCCCGGCGUAUCUCGUGAUCAGUACGCAAUGCAUAUGCGAGACGUCGUUAUGGCCAUGCUGGGCUUGAGUCAUACAAUGAAUACGCAGGUGGGCAAUGAAUUCAUCCGCGGCGUGUCGGGAGGAGAACGAAAGCGAGUGAGUAUUGCCGAGACGACUCUGUGUGGUUGUCCUCUGCAGUGCUGGGAUAAUAGCACCCGUGGCUUGGACAGUUCAACGGCUUUGGAAUUCGUGAGAAACCUUCGAUUGUCCACCGAGUAUAGCGGGUCGACGGCAGUAGUUGCCAUCUACCAAGCUAGUCAGGCCAUCUAUGAUAUCUUUGACAAAGCGAUCGUUCUGUAUGAGGGCCGCCAGAUUUAUUUCGGCAAUGCCCAUGACGCAAGGAGAUUCUUCAUUGACAUGGGCUUCGACUGUCCGGAUAGACAGACCACAGCAGAUUUCUUGACCUCUCUGACGAGUCCCACGGAACGACGGGCUCGAAAAGGGUUCGAGCAUCUCGUUCCUCGCACGCCUGAUGAGUUCGCCGCUCGCUGGAGAGAUAGCCUUGAGCGAAAGCAGCUCCUUGUGGACAUUGACAAUUUCCAAAAUGAGUUCCCCAUUGGCGCCGACAAAAGAAAGGAAUUCGACCGCUCCCGUGCCGCAGAGAAGGCCAAGCGAACCCGGGCGGCUUCCCCGUAUACCUUGUCCUACCUGGGCCAAAUUCGUUUGUGUCUUUAUCGAGGAGGUCUUCGCCUCAAGGGUGACAUGAGCAUGACCCUGACUACAGUCAUCGGUAACAGUAUCAUGGCGUUGAUUGUCGCAAGUGUGUUCUAUAACUUGGACGAAACCACCGAAAGCUUCUUCUCCCGCGGCGCCCUGCUGUUCUUCGCCAUUCUGCUCAAUGCUUUUGCGAGCGCCUUGGAAAUCUUAACCCUCUGGCAGCAACGGCCCAUCGUGGAAAAACAUGACAAGUAUGCGCUUUAUCACCCGUCGGCUGAAGCGAUAAGCUCGCUGAUCGUCGACCUUCCGGCGAAGGUGCUUGUGUCUAUCGUCUUCAAUAUCAUCAUAUAUUUCAUGACCAAUCUCCGCCGUACACCUGGACACUUCUUCAUCUUUUACCUCUUCUCCGUAACCACAACGUUGACCAUGUCCAACAUCUUCCGAUGGAUUGGUGCAAUCUCACGGUCUAUGGCUCAGGCUAUGGUUCCAUCUUCGAUUUUCAUGUUAAUUCUGAUUAUUUACACGGGCUUUACCAUCCCAGUUCGAGAUAUGCAUCCAUGGUUUCGAUGGCUUAAUUACCUGAAUCCAAUCGCGUAUGCCUUUGAAUCUCUCAUGAUCAACGAAUACAGCCAUAGACAUUUCGAUUGUGCCACUUAUGUGCCUUCGGGACCAGGGUACGAAAACACGCCUAUCUCCUCGAAGAUUUGCUCUGGAAAUGGUGCCGAAGCUGGCCUUGACUAUAUUGACGGCGAUACCUAUCUCAACACAACUUUUCAAUACUAUCAUUCGCAUUUGUGGCGCAAUUAUGGUAUUCUUCUUGGGUUCCUUUUCUUCUCCUUGGCAGCCUAUAUUAUUUGCAGCGAGUUGGUUCGAGCCAAGCCGUCGAAAGGUGAAAUCUUGGUCUUUCCCCGCGGAAAGAUCCCGGCGUUCACAAAGAAAGCCCACCAGGACGAGGAAGACGCGCCAACUGCUGAGAAACCGCAGCAACUGGAAAGCGAAGCUCAGGAUCACACCGGUGCCAUCGUUAAACAGACGUCGAUCUUCCACUGGGAGGAUGUCUGCUACGAUAUCAAGAUCAAGGGACAGAAUCGACGUAUCCUGGAUCAUGUUGACGGCUGGGUGAAACCCGGGACGUUGACAGCCUUGAUGGGUGUGACUGGGGCGGGAAAGACGUCCCUUUUGGAUGUUUUGGCCAAUCGUGUGACCAUGGGAAUUGUCACCGGUGAUAUGCUAGUCGACGGGCGCUUGCGGGAUGACUCUUUUCAACGCAAAACCGGUUAUGUUCAGCAGCAGGAUCUACAUUUGGAAACCAGCACUGUCCGGGAGGCACUGAUUUUCAGCGCCUUGCUCCGCCAGCCGGCCAGCACCCCACGCCAGGAGAAGCUCGAUUAUGUGGAAGAAGUGAUCAAAAUGCUCAACAUGCAGGAAUACGCCGAAGCCGUCGUCGGGGUCCUGGGCGAGGGCCUAAACGUUGAGCAGAGAAAGAGAUUGACUAUCGGCGUGGAAAUCGCGGCAAAGCCGGGUCUUCUGCUCUUUUUCGACGAACCGACAUCCGGACUGGACAGCCAGACUGCGUGGUCCAUCUGUUCCCUCAUGCGAAAGUUGGCGGAUCAUGGUCAAGCCAUUUUAUGCACGAUCCACCAGCCGUCCGCUAUCCUGAUGCAGCAGUUUGAUCGGUUGCUAUUUCUGGCUAAAGGAGGACGCACGGUCUACUUUGGCGAGCUCGGCCAUAACAUGGAGACCCUCAUUAAGUAUUUCGAGAAGAAAGGCUCUGCUAAAUGCCCCCAUAAUGCGAAUCCCGCCGAGUGGAUGCUGGAGGUCAUCGGUGCUGCCCCGGGGUCUCAUUCAGAGCAAGACUGGGGAGAGGUCUGGAAAGAAAGCCCCGAGCGCGUUCAGGUUCGCCAGGAACUCGCCGACAUGAAGGCCGAACUCUUGCAAAAGCCGCCGCCUCCUAAAACGGUUGAAUACGGAGAAUUCGCGAUGCCGAUUUGGUCACAAUUCCUGAUCUGUCUCCAACGAAUGUUCCAGCAGUACUGGCGCAGCCCGGCGUACAUCUAUUCCAAAGCGACCACCUGCAUUAUUCCGCCCUUGUUCAUUGGUUUCACGUUCUGGCGAGAGCCGACGAGUUUCCAAGGCAUGCAGAACCAGAUGUUUGCCAUCUUCAUGUUGCUCGUUAUCUUCCCCAACCUGGUCCAACAAAUGAUGCCAUACUUCUGCACGCAGCGAGCUUUGUACGAGGUCCGCGAGCGGCCCUCCAAGGCUUAUUCGUGGAAAGCGUUCAUGAUGGCCAGCGUUGUAGUCGAGUUGCCGUGGAAUAUCCUCAUGGCUGUUCCUGCGUUUUUCUCCUGGUAUUAUCCGAUCGGUCUCUACCGCAACGCCUAUGCGACGGACGCGGUUACCGAGCGAGGGGGCACGAUGUUCCUUCUAAUUCUGAUAUUCAUGAUGUUCACCUCCACGUUCAGUUCGAUGAUCAUUGCCGGGAUCGAGAACCCGGAGACGGGCAGUAACAUUGCGCAGUUGAUGUUUUCACUGUGCCUCAUUUUCAACGGUGUCCUUGCAACUCCGGAGAGACUUCCCGGAUUUUGGAUUUUCAUGUAUCGGGUUUCCCCCUUUACAUACCUGGUUAGCUCGGUUUUGUCAGUCGGAUUAUCCGGGACGGACGUUGAGUGCUCGGACAUUGAACUCCUGCGUCUGCCGCCUCCUGAAGGACAGAAUUGCUCUACCUUCCUUGGCCCCUUCGCCGAGAUGGCCCAGAGUCGAAUCAUUAACCCUGAAGCUGACACGGAAUGCCUGAUGUGUACGUUUAAGAAAACGGACCAGUUCUUGAAAACACUCUCGAUCAAUUUCGACGAUCGAUGGCGCAACAUCGGGCUGUUGUUCGUCUACAUCGUUUUUAACGCCGUGGCCGCCGUCUUCCUGUAUUGGCUGCUGCGUGUGCCCAAGAAGAAGUCGCGGAAGGAGAAGGAAGAGUAG
Molecule: messenger RNA, 4497 nt
Organism: Aspergillus melleus
Lineage: Eukaryota; Fungi; Ascomycota; Eurotiomycetes; Eurotiales; Aspergillaceae
Product: pleiotropic drug resistance family ABC transporter
Exons: 5
Coding region: 1-4497 (1498 amino acids)
Biological process (GO): transmembrane transport
Cellular component (GO): membrane
Molecular function (GO): ATP binding; ATP hydrolysis activity; ABC-type transporter activity
Source: RefSeq, a predicted model, not a curated record